AUGAAAUUCAUUGUAAAUGAAUUAGUGUCGCUAUGCAUGGAAUUUAAUGAAAGAUGUGUCCUUGCUGUGCUCAUUGCACCGAUUUUCCCCGAAGCGCUGCGCAAUGCCUCUUGGACAAUUGUCGUAAUCGAAUCAACUAGCCGUCGUUCUUUUCAGCGUUUGAUCGAAAAAGCCGCUCGUCUUCAACGUAAACGUCUACGUGGUCAGAAACGCGAGAAGUUACGACGUGAACGGAAAGCCCGGCACAGCGUGCUGAAGAAAGCGAUACGAGACGCUAAAGCGAUCCAAAAAGCUGCAGCAGCUGCUGAAGGGUCGUUGUGGUUCGACAGGAGGCUGAAGAGACUAGAAGCGGCAUCGCGUCGUCGCGAGGAGAAAGCGAGAAGACGUGCCGAGCACGAGACUCGCAAAGAGGCACGUCGUGCGAAACGCGAUAAGAAGCGAGGUCGUAAACGACGCGAUCCGAACAAGGUCAGCUCAGCUUCGAAGAAGAGCAAGGACGCGCUCAACGCUAUCGCCGGAACUGGAGCUGCUGGUGCUGCUGCCGCUGGUACUAUCUUAGGCUCG
Molecule: messenger RNA, 564 nt
Organism: Cooperia oncophora
Lineage: Eukaryota; Metazoa; Nematoda; Chromadorea; Rhabditida; Trichostrongylidae
Source: the annotation of a GenBank genome assembly